CCCCCUGGGGGUUCUUUCCUCUUCUCUCCCCAGGCUGGUGCGAGAGUUCGUGGCUCAGAACAACACGUCUCAAAUCAAACACGUCAUCCAGAUCCUCUCCCAGGAGUUUGCCCUCUCCCAGCACCCCCACAGCCGCAAAGGGGGGCUCAUCGGCCUGGCCGCUUGCUCCAUCGCCCUGGGCAAGGACUCUGGGCUCUACCUGAAGGAGCUGAUCGAGCCCGUGCUGACGUGUUUCAACGACGCUGACAGUCGGCUGCGGUACUACGCUUGCGAGGCUCUCUAUAACAUCGUCAAGGUGGCCAGGGGCUCCGUCCUCCCCCACUUCAACGUCCUCUUCGAUGGCCUCAGCAAGCUGGCUGCUGAUCCCGACCCCAACGUCAAAAGCGGUUCUGAGCUCCUUGAUCGGCUUCUCAAGGACAUCGUGACGGAGAGCAACCAGUUUGACUUGGUGGGCUUCAUCCCGCUGCUGCGCGAGAGGAUUUACUCCAACAACCAGUAUGCCCGCCAGUUCAUCAUAUCCUGGAUCCUGGUCUUAGAGUCCGUGCCUGACAUCAACCUCUUGGAUUACCUGCCAGAAAUCCUGGAUGGACUCUUCCAGAUCCUGGGAGACAACAGCAAGGAGAUACGGAAAAUGUGCGAGGUGGCUCUGGGGGAGUUCCUCAAGGAGAUCAAGAAGAAUCCCUCCAGUGUCAAGUUUGCAGAAAUGGCCAAUAUCCUGGUGAUCCACUGCCAGGCGGCGGAUGACCUGAUCCAGCUGACAGCCAUGUGCUGGAUGAGGGAGUUCAUCCAGCUGGCCGGCCGGGUGAUGCUGCCUUACUCCUCGGGCAUCCUGACGGCUGUCCUGCCCUGUCUCUCCUACGAUGAUCGCAAGAAGAACAUCAAGGAGGUGGCCAACGUGUGCAACCAGAGCCUGAUGAAGCUGGUCAUCCCAGAGGAUGAUGAAGUGGACGAGGCCAAGCAGUCAAUGACCCUCCCGGCAGAGCCCACCUCGGAGGAGUCCCUCUCCAAGCCAGAGGCAGCGUCCAGCGGUUCUCUGGAUGCAUCCGGUGACUCCAACUUCAGCAACAACAGUGUCUUCACAGUAACCAGCUCCGAGAGGAUCCAGGUAACCCUGAACCUGGAUGGGAUAGUUCAGGUGCUGGACUGCCACCUUCAUGACACGUCCAUUGGGAUGAUGACCAGAAUUGCGGUGCUGAAAUGGCUCUACCACUUAUACAUCAAGACUCCUCGUAAGAUGUUCCGACACACUGACAGCCUCUUCCCCAUCUUGCUGCGGACCCUCUCAGACGAGUCGGAUGAGGUUAUCCUGAAGGACCUGGAGGUGCUGGCCGAGAUCGCUUCUUCCCCGGCAGGACAGACAGAGGGUCACGGUCCCUCCGAUGGUUCCGAUGCAAGACCUGGCCCCGUGGAGCUUCACGUCCCGGCCAGGGCAGGCCAACUGAGCUCCUCUGGUGCCAAAGGCUUGGAGUGCUCCCCCUCCACCCCCACCAUGAACUCCUACUUCUACAAGUUCAUGAUCAACCUCCUCAAGCGCUUCAGCAGCGAACGGAAACUCCUGGAGACCAGAGGAGCCUUCAUCAUCAGGUCAGAGCACUCCAAGCUCCCCCCCUCCAUCAAGCACCCCCCCGGGCAGGGUGGGAUGGGGAUGACAGGGUCGAACAGCCCAAGCACCGAGCCAAAACCAUUUCUCCCAGCCUCCCUCCUUCACCCAGAUGGUUUCAGAGCAAACAGGACUUGCCUUUCACAUGUCGAGGCACCAUAUUGCUCGCUCCCAUCCCCGGAGGCAAAGUAGCUCCUUAUUAAAUUGCA
Calidris pugnax (ruff) is the source of this 1809-nucleotide messenger RNA. Its product is annotated as protein VAC14 homolog. Gene Ontology annotation, biological process: phosphatidylinositol biosynthetic process; positive regulation of kinase activity. Gene Ontology annotation, cellular component: endosome membrane; PAS complex. Lineage: Eukaryota; Metazoa; Chordata; Aves; Charadriiformes; Scolopacidae. The transcript has 13 exons. The coding region runs from base 632 to 1792 and encodes 386 amino acids. The record is from RefSeq and is a predicted model, not a curated record.